AUGUCUCCUGCGCUGAAGGGUCCAUUGGCUGGCUCCAACGGGGUGAACGAUGACGGCAUCAAGAGUGUCUCGACUGAAGGCGAACACUCCAACGGAGCAGACAAACCAGCUGUUUCCGCUGAUCGUCUGAACGAGUUCGGAUAUCCCCAGAACGGGUCAGGUCGCAACUAUGUCCUGCCCAAUACAUGGCACUCCAAAAAGACGAAGAUCCGCGUAGCAUGUAUCGGCGCUGGGGCUUCAGGGAUAUGUCUCGCCUACAAGAUGCAACAUCAGAUGGAUCCCAACACCUGGGAGCUGGCUAUCUACGAGAAGAAUGACAAUAUUUGCGGGACAUGUCUGAACAUAGCCAGAGACGAGAGCAACCAGCUGAGUUACGGGCAGAUCUACACCUACAGCUUCGAACCCCAUCCCGAUUGGUCUACCUACUUCGCGUAUGCGCCGGAAAUCCUGGAGUACUUCCGCACCGAGGUUGCGGGUGGGCCCGGACUGAUGAAAUGCGUUACGGUAGAAUUCGCGGAUAAACAUCAAUGCCAGCGCUUCGUCCAGGUGAAUUCGAAGGUGGUGGAGGCCACAUGGCAUCCCAGGGAAGGAAUCUACAAAAUCGUUAUCGAGGACACCAACACUGGAGAAACCAGGGAGGACUGGUCGCACGUCCUAGUGAACGCGACGGGAAACCUCAAUAAAUGGAAAUGUUGGUGUUCGGCUCCAUCAUUUGGAUGGCCUGAAAUCGAAGGAUUAUAUGACUUUGCAGGACCAAAGAUGCAUCCAUCGCACUGGGACGAGUCGGUGGAUUUCGUAGGCAAGACGGUUGGCAUUAUUGGUACUGGGUCGACCGCCAUUCAGGUAGUCCCAGAGCUCCAAAAAGGUAGGGUGUGUACGAAGGUAACUCCAGAACAUGCUGACUCGUUUAAACAGUUGCAAAGGGCCUCAAACUGUUCAUGCGAUCACCCACUUGGAUCAGUCCUCCUUUCGGGGGAAAUUCGGCAAUACGUCUUCACCGAUGAGGAGAAACGCAAAUUCAGGGAGGACCCUGAUUUCCUGCUCAAUAUGCGACAGAAAAUCGAGGCGGAGGUGAAUCUCCUGUUCCCCUUCUUCCAGCGAGGAACAGAUCUGCAGAAGCAGAUGCAUGUCGUGAUGACGGAGGAGAUGCACAAUCGGAUUGGGCCAGGACAUGAGGAGCUGAAGGAACAUUUGAUUCCCAAAUGGCUCCCAGGCUGCCGUCGGAUUACUCCGGGAGACGGUUAUCUCGAAGCUCUCACUCAGGAUAACGUUCAGCCAAUCUUCAACGAAAUCUCCAAGAUCGUACCCGAAGGCCUGAUUGACUCCGAUGGAGUGCUUCACAAGGUUGACAUCCUGGUGUGCGCUACCGGGUUCGACAUUCCCUACGCCCCUCAUUUCAAACUUACCAACGGAGAUGGGAUUAACAUGCAGGACGAGUGGAAGGACGAUCCAAACCUCUAUCUUGGAUUGACCGCUCCAAGCUAUCCCAACUACUUCGUCAUGGUUGGUGUGGGCGGGACAUGGGCCAACGGUAAAUCAACCUCCAUUCCUGAGCUCCCUAUCUUACAGCAGACCAUGACUGACAAGCUUCCUAUGCAGCUGGAGACCGCUUCCGAACACUUCAUUAAGAUAUUCCGGAAAAUGCAAGAGGAGGGCAUUAAGUCAAUUGAAGUGACACAGGAAGCAUGCGACGACUUCAUCUACCAUCUUGAACUUUUCCACAAGUCCAAGGAAACUGUCUGGAGCGACACUUGCCGCAGCUGGUAUAAGAAGAACGGCAAGGCAUGGAUCUGGCCAGGCGCGACUAUUCACUACCUGAAGACGCUCAAUGCGCCACCAAGCUAUGAGGAUUAUAAAUUCACGUACUGGAGCGGGCGGCGCUUCGCCUACUUCGGGGAUGGCAAUGUUCAAGCGACGGCUUUGAAAGAAAAUGUCUCGGCCAUGGCGCCGUACAUCAGGAAGAGCGAUCACCCCUGGCAUAUUGCGUAG
This is a messenger RNA of Penicillium daleae, 1989 nucleotides long. Its product is annotated as flavin-containing monooxygenase. Bases 1 to 1989 code for a protein of 662 amino acids. Lineage: Eukaryota; Fungi; Ascomycota; Eurotiomycetes; Eurotiales; Aspergillaceae. The transcript is spliced from 12 exons. The record is from RefSeq and is a predicted model, not a curated record.